AUGAAAAGAGGUAGAGGUACUAGUAAUAAUAAUCAAAAUAAUAAUAACAAUAAUGUAUCUGAUUAUCAUCUUCAUGCUUCAACUACAACCUCAACAAACAACAGAGGUGGUGGAAACGAUUAUAUGAAGAGAUAUUUAGAACAUGAACAACAACAACAUAAUAAUAAUAAACAACAUCAACAAAAAGGAUCAUCGUUGAUUGGAACAUUAAUAGGUGGAGGAGAUAAACAAGAUUCUUCUUCCUCUUCUUCAAGUACAAAAGAUAACAAAUAUUUACCAGUUUGGAAACAAGAAGUAACAGAUGAAAGAGGUAGAAAGAGAUUUCAUGGUGCAUUUACAGGUGGUUAUUCAGCAGGUUACUUUAAUACAGUUGGUUCAAAAGAGGGAUGGACACCUACAGCAUUCAAAUCAUCAAAGGAUGAUAGAUCAAGCUUUAAACAAUACUCUACAUCUGACUUUAUGGAUGAAGAGGAUCAAAGAGAAUUGGCAAGCAAAGAAUUAAAGACAAAAUCAGAGUUUGAUCUGUUUGGUGGCACUGCUUCAUUUAUGGAUACAUCAUCUGACAGUAAUAAUAAUAAUAAUAAUCAAAAUGAUAAUACUUCAAAACUUUUAUUUGAAGGUGUAUUUAAAGAUAUUGUUAAACCAAAUAGUGAUCCAAUAGGUUUAAAAUUACUUAAAAGAAUGGGAUGGAAGGAAGGACAAACAAGAGUUGUCAAGAAACAUUAUCAAAAGAGAAAACCAAAGAAACAAAUUGUAAUCGUUGAUAAUGAUUUUGGUGUUGGUUUUCAAUCAACUAUAGUUGAUAAACAAGUAGAUGAACAAGAGGAUGAAGAGGAAGAAGAGGAAGUGACUGUAUUAUCAUCAAUUGAAUUUGGUAAAGAGUAUGCCAAAUCAGUAGAAUAUGCACCUAAAAAUGAUUUAUAUGGGGUUGGGUAUGAACCAUCAGCAGAAGUUAAACAAAUGAGACAAAAUAUACAAUCAAUCACAUCAUCUUCACCAAUGACUUUGAAACCAUCAACAAACAAACCUAAACAACAAAUUGGUAAUAGAUUGACAUUUGCAGGAUUGGGAUAUGAUGACGAUGAUGACCAAGAUGAAGACAAUGACAUUUACAACAACACUAAUAAUCUAUUAAGAUAUGAUAAAACAUUGGGUAAAAAUGGUGGUUUAACAAAAACAGGAAAUAAUAAUAAUAAUAAUAACGGUAAUAAUAAUAAUAAUAGAGUAAAUAAUAGUAAUGUAGAUUUUUUGAUGCCAAAAGAUACAAGUGCAAGACAUAGGAAGUGUUCCGAUGGAUCUUUGCCAUUACGUGGAUAUGUGGUAUCACUACAAACAACACUCUCUACCAAAUGGUUUAAACCACCGUCUCUUCCAUCAUCAUAUGUUGAGCAUAGACAUCGAUACACUGCUCCUCUCGACCCGGCAAUCAUCAACAAAAGUUUGCAACUGGUCUCGACCAACACCUUCACAGCCGAUAAACGAUCAAUCAUUUUAGAUGAGGUCAUGUUGACAAGAGACCAACCUAAAAAGCAACAACAACAACAACAACAACAAGGUGGAAUGGUGCCACCUUUAAUUAGAAAUUCAGCACCACUUGCGACGCCAAACCAACAAUUAGAAUCAAUUCAAAAAGCAUUUGCGAGUAGAUUCGUUUCUGCAGAGGAAGGUUUAAAUAUUGCUAAAUCAAAGGAAUUGCCAGACAGCAAAAAAGUAAAACCUAUACGUACCACAUUAACUUGGCGUCCUGAAUCAUUGCUAUCUAAAAGAUUUGGUUUGGUACCUGAUAAUAAUAAUCAACAUAGUAAUAAUAAUAGAUCUGGUUCAUCUCGACGAGAUGAUAAUAAUAAUAAUAAUCAAUUAGAUUGGGAUCUAAAUUUUGAUCAUAAUAAUCAAUCAACAACAACAAAAUCAUCAUCACCGGCAGCAGCAGUGGUACCAAGAGAAGAAUCAUUUAUUCAAGCAGAAAGACCUCCAAUGGAUCUUUUUAAAGCGAUUUUUGAAAGUAAUGAUGAAGAACUAUCUACAAACGAAGAUUUUGAUCCAUUUAAUUUCACAGAGCCAUCUACUACAACAACAACAACAACAACUACCAAUAAUGCAUCUACUUCAAUUUCUACCACAUAUACACCAAUUCACAAGAUUGAACAAGAUAAUUUAUCAAAAUCAACUCAACUUCAAGAUGAUACUGAUGGGGAUCAAGAGGAAUACGAUCCAUUUAAAGAAUUUAAAAAUGAUAACCAUAGUAACAAGGUUAAACAACAACCAAUUGUAAAUAUUCAACUACAACCAAUUAAAACAACAAAUAAUAAUAAUAAUAAUAAUAAUAAUCAACAAGUAGACGAUGAAGAUGAAGAAGAAUAUGACCCAUUUUCAGCAUUUGUGAAACAAAACCAAUCAAACAAACCGAUUACUUUAAAGGUAAAUAAUGGACCCGCAAUGACACCAACCACUAGUACGACUACAACAACAACAAAUCAACCACAAUCCAUUAAAUCAAUUGAUAAAGAUAUUUUAAUGCAGCCUACUGUUCCUCCUCCUCCUUCUCCACAACCACCUUCAUUUAAUCCACUUCCUCUUCCACCACCUCCAAAAGAUCAAGAUCUUGUUGAACAACCAACCUAUUAUAAAGUUAUAAAUAUCAAACCUGCACCUCCGCCAUUAAAAGUCCAACAAUUACAACAACAAAGAAUGGUGAUCGAUGUCGACAGUGAUGUUGUUCCAUUUAAACAAGUGAAAAAGAGAGAAAAGGAAGACCAAUGGGUGGAAUCUAUCAAAAGUUAUUUAUCCAAUUUUAGUGACAGUAGUAGCAGCAGUAGCGAUAGUGAUAGUGACAAUGACAAAAGGAGAAAAGAAAGGAAAAGAGAAAAAAAGGAAAAGAAAAGGGAAAAGAAAGAAAGGAAAAAAGAAAAAAGAAAAAAGGAAAAGAAAGAAAAAGAGAGGGAAAAGGAUAAAAAAAAGAAAUAA
Molecule: messenger RNA, 2964 nt
Organism: Cavenderia fasciculata
Lineage: Eukaryota; Evosea; Eumycetozoa; Acytosteliales; Cavenderiaceae
Product: putative G-patch-containing protein
Exons: 2
Coding region: 1-2964 (987 amino acids)
Biological process (GO): mRNA processing
Cellular component (GO): nucleus
Molecular function (GO): RNA binding
Source: RefSeq, a predicted model, not a curated record